Molecule: messenger RNA, 1719 nt
Organism: Zophobas morio
Lineage: Eukaryota; Metazoa; Arthropoda; Insecta; Coleoptera; Tenebrionidae
Product: zinc finger protein 501-like
Exons: 2
Coding region: 316-1644 (442 amino acids)
Biological process (GO): regulation of transcription by RNA polymerase II
Cellular component (GO): nucleus
Molecular function (GO): DNA-binding transcription factor activity, RNA polymerase II-specific
Source: RefSeq, a predicted model, not a curated record
AAAAAAAUAGGUCAUCUGUCAAAUGUCAAAUCGAAGGAAUUGAUCAAUUCGGAACCUGUUUUUAUGGCGACUGCAGUUGUAAUUGACCCCCGAAUUAACACAUUUCCCAAAAAUAUGUGUCCACCGCCACAAAAUAGCCCCUAACAAGCUAAAAUUUCGGUUCUUUGAACCCGAAAAAGUGAGGUUAGUUCAAUGUCAGUGACAAGUGACAGUGUCUCUAAGACAUCAAUUUCUUGUAAAUAAUCACCCCAGACACCCCAACGAUGAAACAACGCCACUUAAAACCGCUUCUAUAGCCCCAAAACCACGAAGGCUAUGUCCAUCAAGCAAGAAACCCUGCCUCUGGAGGCUAUGGUGAUCAAACAAGAAACAGACUCAGAUUCCCACAUCUUCCUCAAUUUCAAACAGGAAAACUCGGAGACACCUGAGGCGAAGCCUGAAAUCACGCUAAAUGCUGACCACCGCUGCAAAGUGUGCAAGAAACCGUUCGAAACCGAGGACGACCUUCUCGAUCACAUCAACUCAAAACUGAACGAUAAAUCCUUUUCGUGUUGCGCUUGCGGUAAGAAAUUUCGGGACAAUACACAGCUGAACGUCCACGCACGCCGGCACACGGGGGAAAAGCCGUACGAAUGUCAGCAGUGUGGGAAAAAGUUUUCCAUUAAUGGUAAUCUAAGUAAGCACAUGAGGACCCAUACGGGCGAACGCAGGUUUGAGUGUGAUGUUUGUUCGCGGAAGUUCACGCAGUUCGCGCAUUUGGAGGAUCACUUAAAGACGCAUUCUGGGGAGAGACCGUUUCAGUGUGAUAUUUGUAAAAGUUCUUUUAAAACGAAAGCUAGGUUGAAAAAGCAUAAGAAGAGUCAUGAGGAGAUGACGAUGACGCGGAGGUCGGUGCAAUGUCCGGUUUGUCAUAAGAUGAUGAAGACUAUGAAACAGUUGACCAACCAUAUGGAUUGUCAUUCGUCGGAUAAGGCUGUCUUUCAGUGUGAUAUUUGUGGGAAGGGUUUCCACAAUAUGCUUUAUUUACAAAAUCACCAGAAAACGCACAGUGGGAUCAGGCCGUUCAAAUGCACGUUGUGUGAAAAGACUUUUAUUACGUCAGCCCAGCUGAAAAGGCACUACAAUUCACAUACGGGUUAUAAACCCUUCACGUGCGAUUCGUGCCCCAAGUCUUUUCCCAACCUUCAAAACUUGAAACGUCACAAACUGACCCAUACGGGGGAGAAGAACCACGCUUGUACCAUCUGUGGGAGGAGUUUCAUGAUUGUUGAGAAUUUGACGCGUCAUAUGAGAACCCACACGGGGGAGAAACCCUACCCUUGUGAUAUUUGUGGGCGGCGAUUUGCUCAUAGUACAACUGUGAAAGAGCAUAGAAGAACGCACACAGGUGAUAAACCAUACGGGUGUGGUCUUUGCGAUAAAAGAUUCACAAUAAAUAAAUUAUUAUAUAAACAUAUUCGUACUAAGCAUCCCGAGGAUUUCAACGCAUUUAAAGAAAUGAAUUUGAAAAAAAAAUACGAAUUUAAGUUUUUGAAUGGAGACAUGAAGCCAAAUUUUUUUCCUAUACCUGAGAGUGUGAAGCCUGAACCUGCCCUUGCCCUAAUCAAAGUGGAAAAAUUUGAACCUGAAGAUGAAGAUAUGUAAAUAGUUAAAAACCAGGGUUGUCAAGUCAUCACAUGUACAAUUGUAGAAAAAAUUAAAUGAGUGUUGGUGUUUGUA